GAAGUAAUUUGCAUAUAAAUGGGGCGUCAAAAGACAGGCAAGCAUUUCACGACGUGAUCCUUGCUCGCAGCGUACGUGAUGGUGCACGAGUGGGCCCACUACCGUUACGGUGUUUUCGACGAGUACGGCAACGCUGACGACAGCCGGUAUCCACUCACUUACUGCGACCGUGGAAAGGUGAAGCUGAACGCUUGCUCGAGUAGGAUUGCCUUCACCGCAAGGAGAGCUGACGGAGGAAAGUGUGAAAUCAACGACAAGUGUCGUUUCGCCAAAGACUGCGUGGUCACUUUGCAGCAACCAAGCUGGAAUCCCGUCGAGUCAUCCAUCAUGUUCAUGCCAUACCUGGCCAACGUGAGCCAAUUCUGCGACGACAGAGAUGGGCCCAACGCCCACAACCCCUUCGCCCCAAGCAAGCAGAACGACCUCUGCAAGCAACAAUCCACCUGGAAAGUUAUCAGUGGAAACGCAGACUUUCAGAAACUUUCCGGAUCAGAUCCGUCCAAGUCCAUCCACGUGACCUUCGAAGAGGCUCAGCAAAAGGAAGACCUUGCGCCGCGCGUUGUACUUGUGCUGGACGUUUCGGGCAGCAUGGCCGAUUACAGAAGACUAGACUUUCUUAAGGAAGCUGCAGCACGCUACAUUGGCGACAUCAAAGACGGCUCGCGUCGACUGGCCAUCAUCGAGUUCAGUUACCGCGCCAAAGUGGUGCGCACUCUGAUGCCAGUGAACGUAAACACAAGAACUGGGUUCCUGAACGCCAUACACAGAUUGGAAGCAAAUGGAGCAACCUGCAUCGGAUGCGGCCUCGAGAGUGCCCUAGAGCUACUAACAACCGCCAGUGAGACACCGGAGGGCGCCACAAUCCUUCUCAUGAGCGACGGCGAGGAGAACGUAGAUCCGCCUAUCGUCGAAGUGCUGCCCCGGGUUGUCGCCUCGAAGGUCGUGGUCAGCACGCUGGCCCUGGGAGCCACAGCUGACCACAGACUAGAAAAACUGGCCACUUCGACGCGUGGCAAAGCAUUCGCCUUCCGCGACCUGCAGGGAAACCUCGUGGACGAACUGGAGUCUGCCUUCGUGUCAUCCACGACGAGCCAACACGACCCCGUGCCCCGAGCUCACAUGUUGGUGGAGUCUGAGGAAGAGUUCACCAGCCUGCUAGAAAAGAAGUUCCAAGUGGACUCCAACGUGGGCAAUGGGACGGUGGUCCACGUGACCCGCAACCACCCCGAAACGGGGAAAAUCGAAGCUUGGCUCACAGAUCCUAGUGGAGAGCGAUGUGAGGAGUGCCGAGAAACCGUGAACGGAAACGACGUGGUGAUCUCCAUUCCAAGUCCCGCAAAGGUUGGUACGUGGACACUUCACUUGGAGAGCUCGAGCUCCGGCCCAGUGGAGGUGAGCGUCAGCGUCAAGUCGCAGGCCAGCAAAGACGUCGACGAGCCUAUCCGGGUCACUUGCGAAAUGAGCAGCAUGCUUGUGGACGGUCCCGACCGAGCAGUCAUUUACGCCAAGGUCACGAAGGGAAUCAAGGUAGUACUGGACGCCGCCGUCUUCGCCACGGUCUACCGUCCCAAGGCGUCGAACGAGCAGCACACUGUCACGCUAUCGUUGCAUGACGACGGGCGGGAUCCUGACAUCCACGCCGACGACGGAACGUACAGCGGGUACUUCGUCCACUUCACGGGCAAAGGGCGCUACGCAGUGACAGCGCACGUGUCGAGCCAGAAGAGGACGCGGCUGGCCGACCCACGAAGUGGCUCAGGCAGCUUCUUCAGCACGGCAUUGUUUUCUGCGGCAACGGAAACUGUCAAGGAAACGGGCGUUAUCGAACCGGCGUCCGAGUACCCAAUCGACGACUUCGACUUCGUCAAUUCGACGGUCCAAGCCACGAGUGGCGCAGGCGAGGAGGCGGUGGAGCCAUUCCAGAGGGUGGCAUCCGGAGGGUCUUUCCAGGUGACGGUGGACAUUGUGGAGAAGCAGGUACCUCCAGGAGACAUCCGGGACCUUUUGGUAACGGGCGUACGCCCAGGCGCGAACGACUCGCUGCUUGUGGAACUCACGUGGACAUGGCCCGGAGCUCAUCUGACAUACGGGAACGCCUCAGGCGUGGAGAUUCGAGCCAGCCGGGAGUAUGCCAAGCUAAUCUCAGAAUUCGAGAAGCAGACAGAAAUCACGGCAGACGACGUUGUGCAAGGAAAUCUCGACCCGGGACGCCCCGGUGCCAAACACGUCGUCACCGUGUCCCUUUCCCCUGUCCUGUCUUCGCAUCGCCAAGACGGCGCCUUAGACUGGAGCUGCUACCUAGCCGCUCGCGUCAUAAAUUCGGACGGCCUCCGCUCCAAAACGUCGAACGUCGUUCCCGCGUCCUACACUCCACCGCCUGUGACGACCACGGUCGCUACUACCACUACACAAGCAACCACUACAGAGGCUGUUACUACACAAAGCAGCACGACCGAAGAAGCUACGACCACGGAUGUUCCCACUGCUGUUUCAUCGUCGACAGGCGUGGCGAGUAGCCAGUCGUCACGCUUCGUCGUGUCGUUCUGGGUCUGGGUUCUGAUCGGCUGCGUUGCAGCAGCAAUCGUGGUCGCCACUUUGCUGGCGAUCUUGGUCAGGAUGAACCCUUCGAAACGCGGGAUGUACCGCCUUUUCUACAGUCAUUCCAGGCAAAGGCAGCAAGCUUCUGCGUAGGCUUUGCUGCUCCACCUACGUGAGAGUGAACUGUGGUGAUACGGGACACAACGUGCUACUGGGAUGUUGAUUCGUACUUAUUACGGUGCAAUACGUAACGACACAAAGUGUGGACCAGGACAGGAAAAACACGCUUCUCUGUUUUGGUCUUACUUCGCAUUGUUUCGCGUCAUACUACACACUAAUAGGCAAUGACACUCUCACUGCAUGUGUAAAAUUAAUGAUCUCCCUUUUUGUUGAUUUAAGGCUGGCUCAUCCUCUUUGCCGAGGAGUAAUUUUUUUAACUUUAAAUUACUCUAUGUUUCUUGCCUUCGGACUGCCCAUGAUCAAUGGACCUGAUCCUCGCAACACAGAACAUUAGGCAAACAAUUCGCUUCAUAUCUCGUGAGGAUAUUGAUAACAUGAAAAACCAUCUUUGAAUGUUCUGUGAGUGCUUCACUGAUAUUGCGAUCAUAGCACACUGUUCCCUUUUUCAUCUAACUUCCACUUCGGCACUGAUGGUGGCCUUUCUCAGUUUAAUGGUCACGCGAGUAUAGCAUAUUUGUUUAUGUAUGUACCAAUAUUUAAACGCUAUUUCUCUUUUUUUUAUACCUGUUCUGAUACUGCAUUUUUUUGUUUAUAGUGGUUUUGGCCAUAUUGGUUAAAAGCAUUAUCACUUUUUGUUUAAUGGACGAUGUUGCGCGCUUUUCACUGUAUAAUAAAUUGCACCACACUGUC
Molecule: messenger RNA, 3408 nt
Organism: Dermacentor andersoni
Lineage: Eukaryota; Metazoa; Arthropoda; Arachnida; Ixodida; Ixodidae
Product: calcium-activated chloride channel regulator 1-like
Source: RefSeq, a predicted model, not a curated record